AUGGGUGGUGUCAGGAAGCAGCCAUGGAGCUGGGUGUUGUGCAUCGUCUUCAGCUUGAUGUGCAUGGACUGGACAGAAGCUGAACCAAGUUACUUGGUUGGAUUUCCUGUGAUUCUGGAAGCUGGAGCUGAAACCAGUUUCUGUGCGAGUCUGCUGCAGCCCAAUGAAACCAUGACCAUGACUGUGUUUUUAAACUCUAAAGAGGAGAACAACACCCUAUUUAAAGAGGAAUCCAGCAAAGACUUUCAUAAAUGCCACAAGUUUAUGGUUCCUGUUCCUAAUAGCAAUGAGGAGGUUCUGCAAAUGGUUGUGGAGGUAAAAGGUGCAACAUUCUUCUCGAGAGAGGUCAAGAAAGUCUUGAUCCGAGUGUACAAACCAACGACCUUCAUCCAAACUGAUAAACCCAUCUACCUUCCAGGACAAACUGUGCAAUUCAGAGUUGUUUCCCUGGACACACAGUUCAGACCUGCCUCCCAAAUGUACAAGACCAUCGAAAUUCAGAAUCCUAGCAACUCCCGCAUUGGACAAUGGCUGAACCAAACGUCCAACGGUAAAAUAUUGCAGCUGUCUUACUCUUUGAACUCAGAGGCACGGCAAGGAAUCUACCAAGUAAUUGUGUCUGUUAAUGAAGAAAACAUAUACCACAGUUUCAAAGUGGAAAAAUAUGUUUUACCAAAAUUUGAUGUAAAAAUAAAUGGAGCAGAUGAAGUUGUUAUCGUCGAAGAUAACAACAUUGAAGUGUGUUCAAAGUACACAUAUGGACAGCCUGUGCCUGGUACUGUCACACUUAAGGUUUGCCGACCGCUCUACUCCUAUCUUAUUUCCAAUGCCAACGAAGGCCCCAUCGUUACGCCACCAUGCCACGAGGAGAGAAAACCGACUAAUAAGACUGGCUGUGCCACCUUUACUGUGAAGUUGUCCACUUUCACAAAAAUAGACCAGAAGGCAGUACAGGAUGUAUUGGAAGUCCAUGCUGAGAUGGAAGAAGAAGGGACUGGUGUUUCACAUCCGCAGUACAAAAGAAUACAAAUUUCAUAUGUAAUUGGAAAACUGUCAUUUGAGAACACACCAAAGACUUAUGAGAAGGCUUCACAAGUGGAGGGAAAAGUUAAAGCGGUUCAUUAUAACAAUACUCCUAUUGUUAAUCUGGAUCUGUACCUGCUGGAGGGGAACAGGUGGUCACCAAAUCUCCGACAGAACCUCACGACGGACCAGGACGGCUUUGCUAGCUUCUCAAUUAGCACUGCUAACCGUGAAGAUGACAUUCACAUCUACGUUAGUGCCACGCCAAACCUGGAUUAUGAUUAUAGAACUCCAUACUAUGAGAAGGGAGAGCACACAGUUUCCCAGUUUCAACCGCCUUCUCUUGAGACAAAAACUGUCAGCUACCUCGUGGUAAAGAAUAAGGAUGCGCCAAUUCCUUGUGAGAAAGAUGAGGACGUCACCAUCCAAUAUAAUGUUGUCGGAGAGUCUCAAGGGUUGGCUGAUCUUAUGUAUCUGGUACUUGCCAGAGGAGCAAUCGUUUUUCAAGGAGCUAAGCAGAUAGUUGUUAAAGAUAAAUCAGUGACUGAGGGCGAGGUGACUUUCCAGUUGAAGGUUUCUCCAGAGAUGGCGCCAGUUGUCCAGGUAGUUGCAUAUGCUGUGCUUCCCAGUGCUACAGUGAUUGCUCAAAGUGCACAUUUCACCACAGAGAAAUGCUUCAGAAAUAAAGUGUCUGUGGAAUUCUGUCCAUCUUCUGCGGUCCCGGGUGAAGAAACAAUUUUGCAAGUGACAACCCAGCCAAACUCUCUGUGUGGGGUGAGCGCUGUUGACCAGAGUGUCCUCAUCAAAGAGCCUGGAAAGACUCUAAAUACAGAUGAGAUAUUUAGGUUGCUACCAGUCACACAAGCAACGUAUAUUCCAUACAAAGCUGAAGACUCAGUGGAAUGUUUAAGUGUCAGACCUAGAAGGUCAAUUCUACCAUACCCUAGACACGACAUCGAUGAUGCUUUUACCGUUUUCCAGCGUAACGGGCUUAAGAUGGCAACAAAUUUGCAUAUCAGAGUUCCAACUUGCCUUCGGUUUCAGGGAAGAGAAUACCAUCACAGUCCCUAUGGUAUUGCUCUGCGGUAUGAAACUGUAGAUGCGAUGGCAGCACCCAAUGCUGUUGCUGGCUUGGGAGGCAGCGCUGCCCCAAUUCAGACAAUACGCAACUUCUUUCCAGAGACUUGGUUGUGGGACCUGGUGGACGUUGGAAAUUCUGGCAUGAGGGACAUUUCCCUCAAAGCCCCAGAUACCAUCACCACAUGGGAGACAGAGGCUUUCUGCCUGUCCUCGCAGGGUUUUGGCUUAGCUCCUCGUCAAAAGUUAACUGUCUUCCAGCCUUUCUUCCUUGAGCUCACACUGCCAUACUCCAUCAAACGUGGAGAACACUUUGAGCUGAAAGCCACUGUCUUCAACUUCUUGUCCAAAUGCAUCAUGGUCAGGGUGACUCCAGCUGCUUCCUCAGCUUUUAGUCUCACACCACUUUCUGGUGAUGAGUACAAUUCCUGCCUAUGUGGCAAUGAGCGCAAGACUUUGAGAUGGACUUUGACCCCAUCAACAUUAGGGGUUGCCAAUGUGACUGUGACGGCUGAAGCUGUGCCAUCUCAUACCUCUUGUGACAAUGAGGUAGUGAGUGUGCCAGAAAGAGGUCGCAUUGAUGUAGUCACACGAACGCUCAUCGUGAAGGCUGAAGGAACUGAAGUGACAAAGGCCUACAACUGGCUUUUCUGCCCUAAAGGAGGAAAUCUGAAGGAAGAAACUGAUUUUAAGCUUCCUGCGAAUGUGAUCGGCGGAUCAGCACGUGGUCUAAUAUCUGUUCUGGGUGACAUUUUAGGCCGAGCUUUGAAGAACAUCGAUGGUCUAUUGAGGAUGCCAUAUGGAUGUGGAGAGCAGAACAUGGCGCUAUUUGCCCCCAAUAUUUACAUCUUGCAGUACCUAAAAGACACACAGCAGCUGACACCAGCCAUCAAGGAAAAGACCCUUAAUUUCCUGACCAGUGGCUACCAGAGACAACUUAACUACAAGCAUUCCAGUGGCGGAUACAGCACUUUUGGGACUGGAGAGGAGAACACUUGGUUGACUGCUUUUGUGAUGAGAUCUUUUGCCAAAGCCAGUUCUUUUAUUUACAUUGACCCUUCUGAUAUUGAAGAUUCUCAGACUUGGCUGGAAAGAAAGCAGAAAGAAAACGGUUGUUUCCAAAAGUCAGGAAAACUUUUUAAUAACAGAAUGAAGGGUGGUGUUUCUGAUGAAGUGACUCUCAGUGCUUACGUCACUGCUGCCUUCUUGGAGAGGGGUAAAUCAGUCAAUGAUGCCACAGUGACCCAAGGCCUGUCUUGCUUGAAGGCGGCUGUCAAUGACCACAGCAACGUUUACACAACAGCUCUGCUGGCCUACGUUUUUACCUUGGCUGGCGAUAAGGAUACUCGGGCUAAUCUUCUGCAACACUUGGACAGCAUUAAAAUACAACAGGAUGGUUUCAUUCACUGGUCUCAAAAAUCAACGGAGACCUCACAAUCUCUGUCUGUGGAGAUCACCUCAUAUGUGCUCCUGGCCAAACUUGGCAGCUCUCCCACUGUUGAAGACCUUGGUUAUGCCUCUGGCAUUGUCAGAUGGCUGACGACCCAGCAGAACUAUUAUGGGGGUUUUGCUUCGACUCAGGACACAGUGGUGGCACUUCAGGCUCUGGCUCUUUACUCCACUCUGGUAUUCAGUCCAGGAGGUUCCAGCACAGUGACGGUGUCAUCUCCUAGUGGCCUUUUAACAUUUGACGUCAACCAGAAUAACAAAUUGCUCUACCAGGAAGAGGUGCUCAAUGAUGUUUCAGGUCAUUUCAGUAUGGAGGUGAAGGGGUCGGCGUGUGCUUCAGUACAGCUGACUCUGCUCUACAACAUCCCUACACCCACUGAGACUACUACUCUCAGUGUUGCAGUGGAGACUAACUGCACCAGUGCUUCUGGCAGACCUAAAGUCGAACUGAAGAUGAAAUCUCUAUACAGUGGGAAGGAAAGCAGUACAAACAUGGUGGUGCUGGAAAUCAGUUUGCUGUCUGGGUUUCAAGUAGAACCAAAGUCUUUCCAAAGACUCAAAGGCUCGCUGCUGGUUGAGCGUGUUGAAAAGGAGGAAGAUCGUGUGCUUGUUUAUCUGACGGAGAUACCAAAGGACAUACCGAUAUACCACUUCUUGGAGCUAAUACAGGAAAUCCCAGUGCAGGACCUGAAACCAGCUGUAAUCAAGCUCUACGACUAUUACCAGCCAAGUGACCAGGCUGAGACAAUUUACAACUUUGAUUGUAAGACAGGUAAAUAG
Molecule: messenger RNA, 4329 nt
Organism: Nerophis lumbriciformis (worm pipefish)
Lineage: Eukaryota; Metazoa; Chordata; Actinopteri; Syngnathiformes; Syngnathidae
Source: RefSeq, a predicted model, not a curated record